This is a messenger RNA of Papaver somniferum (opium poppy), 1026 nucleotides long. RefSeq lists its product as uncharacterized. The transcript has 3 exons. The record is from RefSeq and is a predicted model, not a curated record. Lineage: Eukaryota; Viridiplantae; Streptophyta; Magnoliopsida; Ranunculales; Papaveraceae. Bases 1 to 1026 code for a protein of 341 amino acids.
AUGGAUGAAAUUCCUACUUUCGAUGAUAUUAAAAAUGUUGUUUAUGAUCUUGGAGCCAACAGUGCACCGGGCCCUGAUGGGUUCUCUGCUACUAGACUAGGUAGUGUGCUAGAUAAGCUUGUUUCAGAAGAACAAGUUGCUUUUAUGAAGGGGAGAAACAUUCAUGAAAAUAUCAGUGUGGCAUGUGAGAUGGUUAAUGAUCUUAAAACUAAGCGUAAAGAUGGCAAUGUUGGUUUAAAGCUUGAUAUUUCUCAAUCUUUUGACACGAUUAGCUGGUCUUUUGUCUUAGAGGGCAAUUUGAAGAGUUUGCAUAAUCUUCUUGCUUUUCUUGGUAAAUAUCAAACGACCUCGGGUCAAACUGUUUGUCGUCAAAAGAGUAAGGUUUAUUAUGGUGGCGGUUCCUCGAGUCGUUGUAGAACUAUCACUAAUCUUCUGGGCAUGGAGGUCUCUACUUUCCCGGAUAGGUAUUUGGGGGCUCAGAUUAUGCCUAAAGCUGUCAAAUAUCGACACAUUUGCAAUGUGAUUGAUAAAAUUAAAAAGCAACUUGCAGUUUGGAAAGGAAAGAUGCUUUCUUUUCAGGAUCAUGUUGUUUUAAUAAAUUCAGUGAUUGCUAGCUAUGACAUUCACAAUAUGGAUAUUUAUAAAUGGCCUCGGAAGUUUAUUCUUCAAUGUGAAAGAGUUAUACGCAAUUUUCUUUGGUCGGGGGACUUGGAAACUGCACGGAAAUUUGUUAUUGGCUAUGAUAAAGUGUAUUGCCCUGUUAAGGAAGGUGGUUUGGGUAUUACAAGCAUGACAGUCACUAAUAGGGCUCUCCUCAUGAAAUUAUGCUGGUCUAUUCGGUCUUCUAAUAAGAAAUGGGCUCGUUUCUUAUGGGCGAAAUAUACAACUAGGAAAGGAAGGGUGAAACAAUAUGCUGUCAAUUCUUCGAUUCUUCCUGGAGUAAAGUUGGUUCAUUCUCUGGUGGACAGAAAUACCAAAGUUUUUAUUGGCGAUGGGAGAAAUACUUCUCUUUAUUUUGAUGUUUAA